Molecule: messenger RNA, 863 nt
Organism: Cladocopium goreaui
Lineage: Eukaryota; Dinophyceae; Suessiales; Symbiodiniaceae
Source: the annotation of a GenBank genome assembly
CGCAACUUCCUCGUGCCGUGCAGAGAUUCCAGAGAUUCCAGUGCUGCCAUGGUGCUGUGGAUGAUUGGUCUGGGUUUAGGAGAUGAAGGUGAUAUCUCCGUGAAGGGGCUCAAGGCAGUCCAACGGAGCGCAUAUGUUUACCUGGAAGCGUACACAUCAAUUCUCCCUGGUCUUGACAGAGAGACAUUGGCUGCAGCGUACGGCGUUUCUGAAAUCAUCGAAGCAGAUCGAGAGUUGGUGGAGAGCGGCUGCGAAGAGAUGCUGGAUCGAGCUAAGGACAACGAAGUGUCAUUUUUGGUUGUUGGAGACCCUCUUUGUGCCACGACUCACACUGACUUGUGGCUGCGUGCGAGGCAAAAGGACAUUGCCGUUCAGGUGCUCCACAAUGCAUCGGUGAUGAACGCAGUGGCCUCCUGCGGGCUUCAGUUGUAUCGUUUUGGUGAGACCGUGUCCAUUCCGUAUUGGCUGGAUGAUUGGCGGCCAGAUAGCUGGUAUGACAAAAUCAUGAAGAACAAGAAAGCAGGCCUUCAUACAUUGUGCUUGCUUGACAUCAAAGUCAAGGAGCAGACAGUUGAAAACCUCAUGCGCGGCCGCAAGAUCUAUGAGCCGCCAAGAUUCAUGACAGUAAAGCAGGCCUUGGAUCAGCUGUGCAAAGUGGAGGAGGAUCGCCAAGAGGGCGUGGCUCCCCCAGACGCAUGCUGCUUUGGCUUGGCUCGGCUGGGCCGGGAAGACCAGGUGAUUCGAGCUGGUCCCGUGCACAAGAUCGCGGAGCUGGAUUUUGGAGGACCUUUGCACUCGUUGGUCAUUUGCGCAGAAGAGCUGCAUGAGCUUGAACAAGAGUUUGUUGACUUCUACGCGUAAAA